AUGGCUAUAUUAACUACAGAUGCAAUCAAGCUUAUAGUGGAAGGAGCUAUAGACUUAUCCCCAUGCAUCCAAGUAUUCUUUAUAUCAACAUUUGGGAGCAACCCUGAACAAACUACACGAUUUCGAUUAGAUAUUUUUGAUGGUACAGACAAGCGCAAAGCAACGUUGCCCAAGAAGUAUAAUGAUUACAUAAUCUUUGAAGAGAUUAAGAUUGGAUCCAUAAUAAAGUUAUCAGAGUACAGCUAUCCCAAAUCGAGUAAGACAUGGUGGAUUAUGAUUAUACGUUUGGAGAUCGUAUCUACGAUACAUGAAAUGAUUGGGGAACCAGUCUCCCUUGAUGUAGACCAGUACUGCCAGAUGGAUCAAGCGACACAACUCACCCCUAAUUUUGAUAUUGGAGUAGAAAACCUCCAAAAUUCAGGGACACUCUCUCAGACAAAAGUACUAUUUGGAGUAAAGCGACCCCAAAGUUCAAGUGGGGUAUUGAGCAUAAUUACACCUAUAAAGAACUUGAAUCCAUUCCAAACAAGGUGGACUAUCAAAGUUCGUGUGACUAUAAAGAAAGAAAUUCAUCAAUACAAUAAGCAAACAAGAAAUGGUCGAGUGUUUAGCUUCGACAUCAUAGAUAGGGAAGGGACAUUGACACGUGUAUCGGGUUUUAACAAUAUGGCAGACACAAAUUAUGGUAAUAUAGACAUUGGAGCUAUGUAUAAGAUUUCAGGUGGGGUUGUGAAAAUUGCUAAUAAAAUUUAUAACAAACUUAACAGUGGGAUAGAAAUAACUCUUGUCCCUGAAUCAAUAGUAACCCCCUGUGAAGAUGACCCUUCCAUUCCAAAAAACUAUUUCUCAUUCAUGCCUAUUAAUGAAAUAACUGAGAAAAGUAAUAAUUCAAUCAUCGAUGUUAUUGGUGUUGUUAUUUGUGUAGAACCAAGCUCUACAAUCAGAAGAAGAGAUGGAAUAGAGGUUAUAAGGCGUACCAUAAAGCUACUGGAUAUGUCUUGA
Molecule: messenger RNA, 1002 nt
Organism: Cryptomeria japonica (Japanese cedar)
Lineage: Eukaryota; Viridiplantae; Streptophyta; Pinopsida; Cupressales; Cupressaceae
Product: replication protein A 70 kDa DNA-binding subunit A-like
Exons: 2
Coding region: 1-1002 (333 amino acids)
Biological process (GO): DNA replication
Cellular component (GO): nucleus
Molecular function (GO): DNA binding
Source: RefSeq, a predicted model, not a curated record